ACCGUGGUGAGGUUCCCCUUCUUUGGUCAUCCGGCAGGAGCACCUGCCUGCACAUCAAGGUCUCGACUCACCGUCUUCCAACUUCUUGCGGAAGCUUUUCUUGCAAGUACUUUUUUUUUUCGACCUUUCCGCCGGCCAUGACUUCGGAACCAACUUGAGAAGCGACCGGCUGGAAUUCUACGAUUCUAACACGUGGACUUUUUGCCAGCCGCACCUAACAGUGGACGGUCCAUUCUCGCAUUCCCGGACAGCGACAUCGACUCGAACUACAAACGGAGCUGCAAACGGAACCUGUUUGUAACCGUUGGUCGACCAUCCUUCUUUCACUCGCCGACAAAAGGUUCCGCGAUUCCGAAUACAUUAAACCGCCGCCGACCCCCUAUGCACACUUCCUCGUGACAGGCCCAGUUACCCGAGCGCACCUCAUACCUCGGUCAACAUGGAGCCGGUUCCCGAAACAGAGAGGAUGGAGGAGUUUCGACCGUCGCCGCUUCCGAGUCUGAGGCUUCCGGCGACUUCAUCUUUCAGCGCUCCCGAGUUUGAGUCUCUCCGGAAACCUCCUACCAUCCGCCGAUCGACUGAUCCGUCCCCGUCUUCUCCCAUUUCGCCAUCCUGGAUGCCGCCUGCUCUUCCCCAUCGGCCCCGAGCGUCUUCUCCGUUGUCUAGCAACCACGUCAGAUCACGAUCGGCAGCGAGUUUGGCGCCUUUCAUGGGCCGCACCCAGUCCAUGCCCGGCACAAGCGCCACAGGCCACCUUUUAUUCUCUCCCCAUAUCCGCCCACAAAGCCCCUCCGGGUCACCCAGCCGGAUCCGCAUCCCGCGAAAGCCGGUCGAUGAAGGGUUUCCUUCCUCACCGACCCGCGUUUCCGUUCUCGACCAGGAGCGAAAGAUACCAGAGGGGAGCAGCUCGCCCAACCCCAACCAAGCUUUGGGGAUCACCCCCAUCACAUCGGUGCCAAAACUGCGGAGGCCGUCUUCCCCGCUCUGUCAGGUUUCUCACUCCAGCCCGGCCUUACUGUCCGGCGGAACACCGACGACACCUUCCUCAAUUGCCACCUCCCCGUCAUACCGACCAUACGAUUCUCUCUCUGGCAGUUACGGAUACUACCCGUCCUCCUCUGUGCCCUCGACCCCCACGUCUGCCAGAUCCAGGAGCCCCAGCAUUUCCAGCCUCGAGACGAUACCGGAUUCCCCGGAUGCCGAAGAGGCGGCUGUAGAGGCGGAGAGGAUCGCCCAGCUGAAGGCUGCUGCGGACGCCGCCGAGGGCGGAGAUACCAAGGGGAGGGGCAGUUUGGAUGCGCCCAUCCGCGGCCGGACGUUGAGUGGUUUUGGUUCGCGCGAUAAGAGGAAGCGGUGGAGUGUGUGUGGCGCCGAGAGGAGGCAAGAUCUGGAUCUGGAGACUAUCUGGGAGGAUUGAGGUACUCGGGUAUUCAUUCGUGCAGGAUGGGGGAUCUGGCAGACCGACCGCCGCAACGUGCGGUACUUGAUCCUCAACGACUCGGACGAGCCAAGAGCGCGAGGUAUGCCUAUAGAGUGGCUCCAUCGGCUUGGGGGGUGUAACAGCACCCAAGAUUUAUCUUGUUUUUGUUUUCGGUUUGUUCAUUUGGCAUUAUGGCAAAGGGUUGUCAACAUUGGCAGGCGUUUAGCGGAGAAUCCGUUGUUCUGAUACCCUUCUCCGUCGGCAUUCAUCACGGCGACAUGGCUGUCGCCACAACACGGGAUUGUAUUCUAUUUGGGAGCUUCGGGUCUGGGGAAGGUGAACGUGCGUUUUGUGGCCAUCUUAUGUACCUAAUUGAGCGCAAUGAGGAAACCUAUUGCACCAAUCC
Molecule: messenger RNA, 1826 nt
Organism: Chaetomium fimeti
Lineage: Eukaryota; Fungi; Ascomycota; Sordariomycetes; Sordariales; Chaetomiaceae
Exons: 1
Coding region: 440-1417 (325 amino acids)
Source: RefSeq, a predicted model, not a curated record